UACACUGUUACUGUAUACGCUGGAAGAAAAUUUAAAAAUUUCGUAUUCGCAGUAUAAUUUUUUAUAUAUUCUGACUCAACAACUUGUUAUUGAUUGGAUGAUAAAAAAAUACUUAGCUAAUUUAAAAAUAUUACAACGCAUAAUGAACAAUAUUUAUCACGAAAAACAAUCAAGGGAACUUUGUGCUUUACAUGCCCUAAAUAAUCUUUUCCAAGCCAAGGGAACAUUUACAAAAACACAAUUGGAUGAAAUAUGUAAACAACUUUCCCCUGAGGAAUGGAUAAAUCCGCAUAGAUCAAUUUUAGGAAUAGGAAAUUAUGAUGUAAAUGUUGUUAUGAGAGCGUUACAAAAAAAAAGUUGUGAAGCGAUAUGGUUUGAUAAGAGAAAAGAUCCGUCUUGCAUAGACACAACACAAAUUAUAGGAUUUAUAUUAAAUGUGCCUACAGAUUAUAAAGUUGGUUUUAUAGUCCUACCAUUAAAAAGAAGACAUUGGAUUGCAGUAAGGCAAAUCGGUGGGAGUUACUAUAAUUUGGAUUCAAAAUUUGAUAAUCCGCAAUUAAUAGGUAAUGAAGAUAGUCUUUUAACUUAUCUUAGAACACAACUUCAAAGUGAAAAUGAUAAGCAAUUAUUUAUAGUAGUAAAAAAUGAGGUAGAACAAAAUCAAUUUUGGUUAAAAAAACAAAGCGAUGGCAAUAAUUAUGAGCAAAAAAACUAUAACGAAUGUUAAUAAUUGUUUAAAACGUUGUUUAUUUAUUAAAAUUUUUAAUGCUUAUUAAAAUCAAAAACUUUUGUUAAAGACAUUUACGCACAUUCAAUCAUAUCAAAAAUAACAUUUACUUUUAGGAAAUUGUACCACAUAAAAAAACCCUUUAAACAUUUUCCCAAAGUAUGAAUAAGAAAUUUGGUGCCAGUAAUGAAAAUUCAAAUGUUAAUCUCAUACCUAAAAGAUCAUCGCAGUCUAAAAAUAUUUGUCUGAUUCAGAUAUGUAUUUUAUUUUCUUAUUUUUUUAUACCUUUUUUAGAUUUUGCUCAUAAAUAAAAACUAAUUUACAACG
Molecule: messenger RNA, 1054 nt
Organism: Condylostylus longicornis
Lineage: Eukaryota; Metazoa; Arthropoda; Insecta; Diptera; Dolichopodidae
Gene: Josd
Product: josephin-like protein
Exons: 3
Coding region: 98-727 (209 amino acids)
Biological process (GO): protein deubiquitination
Molecular function (GO): cysteine-type deubiquitinase activity
Source: RefSeq, a predicted model, not a curated record